This is a messenger RNA of Mastomys coucha (southern multimammate mouse), 1411 nucleotides long. RefSeq names its product chromosome unknown C10orf62 homolog (gene CUNH10orf62). NCBI's taxonomy places the organism in Eukaryota, Metazoa, Chordata, Mammalia, Rodentia, Muridae. The record is from RefSeq and is a predicted model, not a curated record. The transcript has a single exon. Bases 226 to 1083 code for a protein of 285 amino acids.
GUCAGAGGGUAUCCUAGGGAGGGUGAGGCAGGGGCCUGCCUGCCAGACACCUGCAGGGCUCUGGCCCCUUCAAGCAUGAACCUUACCAUCGGGGCUCCGGCACUCCCACUGUGCUCUUAGCUCUGUGUGAGGCCUAGGGCCCUGGAGGACUUCUUGGUGUUCCUCCAGCAACCAUCAUGCAAGGUGGUGCUGGGGACUGCUCUCUUGUUUGGAAGUGGAGCCCUCAUGCUGUGGGCUCAGAGGAGGAAAAGGAAGGCAGCCUUAGAGACUACGGAAGACAAGCCUCCGGAAUCGCACAGAGCAAAUGACAGCUGGAUCAAGUCUCACUUCAGCCGCCUGUCCGAAGAGAGGUUGCCCACCUACUGCAAUGUCUACAACAGUGGGCACUCACCUGAAAGCAGGCAUGGGGAAGCCAAUACCACCCUCCACGUGGAUACCCUCACCACCAAACACGGAGAAAGGGGCACAGCUCUGCACCGAGAUUCCUUUGCCAGCAAACAGAAGAUAUCUGGGACCUCGGUGACCAAAGAGAUACAGAGGGAGUCAGGAAAGUCCCCGUCCAUAGAGAAUGACACCUGGGCUGCUGUGGCAGCUUGUACAAAGGAGAUUGAUGCCAAGGGCCAUCGUGUGGCUAACUCCAUGCUGCAGCGCUCCGCAACGUACCGUCAAACAGGCCACGAAGAAUCCAGGAACAUCAGCCCGGAAGAGCUGAAGGCUCUGGAGGAGGUGGAGAUAAAGCUGAAAGGCAAUUUCCUAACUCACCGUGAAACCUCUGUAGCUGGUGCCAACCAAUCACACGUCGUCUAUAGCCAGAAUCGCCAUGGUAAACAAAACCACCCUUCCUAUCCAAGCCACCAGGGCAACCAGAGUCAACCUGUUUACUCCAGCCACCAGGGUCAUCAUCCAAGUCACUUGAGCCACCAGACUUAUCCAAGUCACCAUAAUCUCGUGGGCCACUCCAACCACCAGGGUCAAUCAGGCCCCUCAAAUCAACAGAGUCACCAGGGUCACCAGGGUCACUCAAGCCAUCAGAGUCACCAGGGUCACUCAGGCCAUCAGAGCCAUAGUCUGUGCAACCGCUGAAACCACAUCUAUGACUCUUGAAGCCACUUAACCAUGUGUCCCCUCCCCCCAGCAGGGCUGGCUCUCAUGCACAGGCCUGUUUUCUCCUCUGUGGGGAAACCUACUCGGUCAGGGUGAGAGACUGCCAACCAAAUCCCUGCUUCUUCUGGCCUCGGCAGAGGUCAUGAGGGAGGGAGGAGAGGAUGCAGCUCCAACAGCCCAAGGGCCCUGAAGACCCACAAGAGAAGAAGACAUGAGCCAGAUUCCAGGAGCAACCACAAGCCCUCCUCCCCCCCCCCAACUGACUCCACAUGCCUGAAUGGAGCCAAUAAAGCCCUGCAUACCCUCA